This is a messenger RNA of Pocillopora verrucosa, 3208 nucleotides long. RefSeq names its product lon protease homolog, mitochondrial. Gene Ontology annotation, biological process: protein catabolic process; protein quality control for misfolded or incompletely synthesized proteins; mitochondrion organization. Gene Ontology annotation, cellular component: mitochondrial matrix. Gene Ontology annotation, molecular function: ATP binding; serine-type endopeptidase activity; single-stranded DNA binding. NCBI's taxonomy places the organism in Eukaryota, Metazoa, Cnidaria, Anthozoa, Scleractinia, Pocilloporidae. The record is from RefSeq and is a predicted model, not a curated record.
UCUUUUAGGGGAAAAGAUUUUGAGGAAAGUCAUUUAGUUUUGUUUCCAAGAAGAUACAAUAAAUCUCAGAAUUCUAACAACCAAGGUGCAAGCGAUCAGUCCUCAGAAGGAGCCAGUGGCCACGGAAGUGAUGAUGGAGAUGGAGGGGACAAAAAAGAUGAUGGGGCUGAGGUGGUAAUUGAAGAUAAGACCGAGGCUAAGGUUGACCCUGCGGCAGGGGCCUUGGCACAGGUCCAUGUUCCUGAUGUGUUUCCUGAGGUGCCACUUUUACCGAUUCACAGAAACCCAGUUUUUCCACGAUUUGUUAAAAUGAUGGAGAUCACAGACAAGUCCCUGAUGGAAUUAAUCAGAGUAAAAUCAAGACUUGCACAGCCCUAUGCAGGUGCUUUUCUUAAAAAGGAUGACAGUAAUGAGGCAGAAACAGUAACCAGUUUGGAUGACAUCUACCAAGUGGGUGCAUUCGUGCAAAUUACAGAGCUCUAUGACAUGGGAGACAAAAUAAGAAUGGUUGUUCUAGGACAUAGAAGGAUUAAAAUCACUGGAAUCUUUGAUUAUCCCUCUCACAGUGAAGAACAAUCUGCUGACACUACUGUCAUUACAGAGGGAUCUCUAGACCCCACCCUACAACAAGGGGAUACUCCUAGCAAACCCAUCCUGAUGGUCUCUGUAGAAAAUGUGCUUCAUGAGCCUUUUAAAGUUACUGAGGAAGUCAAGGCACUGACUGCAGAGGUCAUCAAGACCAUACGUGAUAUUAUUUCGUUGAAUCCUUUAUACAAAGAGUUUUUGGCACAGCUUGUCGAGGGCGGCAAAAGAGUGGCAGAUAAUCCUGUCCAUUUGGCUGAUUUUGGUGCUGCACUCACUAGCGCUGAAACUGCACUCCUGCAGGAAGUUUAUGAAGAGACAAAAGUUCCAGUGCGAUUACGCCUCACCCUUGAACUGCUCAAGAAAGAACUUGCCAUCUGCCUUUUGCAACAACAGCUAGGGAAAGAGGUGGAAGAAAAAGUUAACAAGCAACAGAAGAAAUACUUGCUUCAAGAACAACUGAAAAUCAUAAAAAGAGAACUUGGCUUAGAGAAGGAAGACAAAGAAGCAGUUGGUGAGAAGUUCAGGAAUAGAAUCAAGGAUCUUAAUGUUCCCAAACAUGCUGAAGAAGUUAUUGAAGAAGAACUGUCUAAACUGGCCUAUCUUGAUGCUCAUUCUUCAGAAUUCAAUGUAACACGAAAUUAUUUGGAUUGGUUAACAAGUAUCCCUUGGGGAAUUCACAGUCAGGAGAACUUCAAUAUUAGUCAGGCACGAGAAGUUUUGGAUGAAGAUCAUUAUGGGCUGCAGGAUAUUAAGGACAGAAUAUUGGAGUUCAUUGCUGUAAGUCAGUUGAAUGCAACUGUUCAGGGAAAAAUCCUUUGUUUUACAGGCCCACCAGGAGUGGGGAAAACAAGUAUUGCUAGGUCUAUUGCAAGAGCACUCAACAGACAGUACUUUAGGUUCAGUGUUGGUGGAAUGACGGAUGUGGCUGAGAUCAAAGGACAUAGGCGCACGUAUAUUGGUGCAAUGCCGGGCAAAAUUAUUCAGUGUCUUAAAAAGACUAGAACAGAAAACCCUUUGAUACUUAUUGAUGAGGUGGAUAAGAUUGGCCGUGGUGUUCAGGGAGACCCUGCUUCGGCUCUACUUGAACUUCUUGAUCCUGAACAGAACUCAGGUUUCCUCGAUCAUUAUCUGGAUGUGCCGGUGGAUCUUUCCAAGGUUCUGUUUAUAUGCACAGCUAAUAUUACCGACACAAUUCCUGGUGCCUUGAAAGACAGAAUGGAAAUAAUAAACGUAUCUGGAUAUGUAGAAGAUGAGAAAAAAGCAAUUGCCAAGACGUACCUCAUUCCCCAAGCACGAAAGAGUGCAGGUAUAACAGAAGAACAAGUUGCUAUUCGCGAUCCAUCGCUGGCUCUUCUCAUCAAAGCUUAUUGCAGAGAAAGUGGCGUGAGGAACCUUCAAAAACAUAUAGAGAAGAUCUUCCGUAAAGCUGCUUUGAGGAUAGUGCAGGGUACUGAAGAAGAAUUGAGCGUUACAGAGGAGAAUCUUCACGAAUAUGUCGGCAAGCCACUGUUUAACAGUGACCGAAUAUAUGAUGAAACCCCACCAGGGGUAGUGAUGGGUCUAGCCUGGACUUCACUCGGUGGUACCACCCUCUACGUGGAAACUUCUUUAAACGAGUCAUCCUCUGGCGAUGACAGCAGAGGUCAACCAUCUCUUGAAGUAACAGGCCAGCUUGGAGAUGUGAUGAAGGAGAGUUCACGUAUAGCGUACACAUUUGCAAAGCAAUUUUUAUUGAAAGAAGAUGCAGACAAUGAAUUUUUUAGACAUGCUUCUAUUCAUCUUCAUGUUCCAGAGGGAGCCACCCCUAAAGAUGGGCCAUCAGCUGGCUGCACCAUCAUCACUGCGCUCCUGUCUCUGGCCAAAAAUACACCAGUUAGACAGAAUAUAACCAUGACUGGGGAAGUAUCACUCACUGGAAAGGUUCUUCCAGUCGGAGGAAUAAAAGAGAAAACAAUUGCGGCCCGCCGUGCAGAAGUCGACUGUGUCAUUUUACCCGAAGGAAAUCGCAAAGACUUUGCUGAUCUACCGGAAUUUGUCAAAGAAGGACUUGAAGUUCACUUUGUCUCUCAUUACACUGACAUUUAUCGAAUUGCUUUUGAGUCAUGACAUAGGCUUUACUGCGGGCGGAAAAAUGUUAGGGUAGUCUGUGGUGGAAUUUGAAUGUUCAUUGACAUCAUCAGAAGUGAUUCUCUCAACUUCCAUCGAAAAUUGACUGCAGCAUUUGCACCGAGGAAAGCACCACGUGCGUCUGAAUUUCAUGGAAUGUUCAAGUAACUAUAAAACCCCUUCUCUUUAGAAUGACAUUUUUCUAAGCAUAUGACUGAUUCAAAUACAACGAGAGUUGCAAGAUAGACGGCAAGGCUCAAAGUUGCUGGGAUCAGUUCCAUUUAAAAUCAAUUACCUCGAUAACCAAAUAGAAUUGACGCAAACUGGUUCUUCAACACGCUGUGUAGUGUCAUUAUGGGUUUAGUAUAUCAGGGGAAAUCAAUACAGUAAACUGAGAGACAAAUCUUUGACCAAGCACGCGGCUCUACGAUAGAUGAAUAACGUUUUUGUUGAAGUAGGGUAUGUUGUCUUUGAGUGAAAGAAAAGCCAUACAUGUAAAUAAAUGUUUAUUAGAAAA